Messenger RNA from Lottia gigantea (owl limpet), 495 nucleotides. RefSeq lists its product as hypothetical. Gene Ontology annotation, molecular function: oxidoreductase activity. The transcript is spliced from 6 exons. The record is from RefSeq and is a predicted model, not a curated record. The annotation marks the transcript as partial. NCBI's taxonomy places the organism in Eukaryota, Metazoa, Mollusca, Gastropoda, Lottiidae.
CCAUCUAAAAUCAAAUUGCUAGACACCUGGAGGGCAAUGGAAGAACUGGUACUAAAAGGUUUAGUUAAAAGUAUUGGUUUAUCUAAUUUUAAUGCUGAACAAGUUGGAAGAAUAUUGAAUGAUAAAAAUCUCAGAGUAAAACCAGUCGUCAAUCAGAUAGAAAUACAUCCAUAUUUUACCAAUACAGAAUUAGUUGAUUAUUGCCAGAAAGUUGGAGUUGUUGUUACAGCAUAUUCACCAUUAGCUAAAGGAGGGGAAGAAAUUACUGAACAAAAGCCUCCUGAUACACUUACUGAUCCUACCAUAGUCAAGAUAGCUAAAAGACAUGGCAAAACUCCUGCUCAAGUUGUAUUAAGAUGGGGUAUUGAUAGAGGUUAUACUCUAGUACCAAAAAGUGUUACACCAUCAAGGAUUAAAGAAAAUUUAGAGAUAUUUGACUUUUCGUUGACAUCAGAAGAAGUAAAAGAAAUCAAUGGUUUAAACAGAAAUUAUAAA